GGCCACCUGUGCAUUUUCCAAAACAAAAUUGCGGAAAGUUAUAGGAAGAAGUUCCCAAUUUCCAUGUUACCACGGGGAAAUACUUGUGAUAAUCUGUACUCCCUCCGUCCCGUAAUAUAAGCAAAAAAAAUCUUUUUUUGAUGUCCCAAAAUAUAAGCAAAAAACAACUUUUUUAAUACUAAAGUUACAAAAUUACCCUUAGUCAUAAUUCACUAUUGUUUAGUUUCCCAAUAAACUUUUGGAUAGUUAGCUUCUUUCAAUAUGACUUUUUAACUUUCAUCAUUCAAAAAGCUAAUUUUUUCCAUUAACAAGAAGUAAUUAUAACAAGGGUAAUACGGGAAACUCAAUUGUUUGUUUUGAUAAAAUUUAGAGUUUCUUAAUAAGUGUGAAAUAUUUUUUUUUUUGCUUAUAUUCCGGGACGGAGUAGUAUUAUAUUAUUAAUACAUAACACACGUCGCAUGCCAUCGAAACAUCAAACAUCGCAGUUCCAUGGCGGCGUGGCAUUUCCUCAAACAUCUAACCUGCACAUUUGGCGCCCGUUCGACCACCCUCUCCCGCCGCCCCCUAAUGCGCUCAUCACUACUUCCGUUUCUCUUCAAACAUCAUCACAGAGUUAGUUACCACUGGCCUUCCCAUAAUAUCCCAACCAAAUUCAAAAUCCAUACUGCAGCAACAGCUUCUUCAACUCCCUAUCUUUCUGUUCUUAUUCACUGUCCUAAACACAAUGCGGAUGCGCUUGGAGAAGCGCUGUUAUGCUUUGGUGCAAGUUCUGUUAGCAUGGAUCAAAAUGAUGUCUGUCAAACAGUAGAUGAGAUAUGCAUUACUUCUAUCUACCCUGAAGACGAGGAUAUUAACAUGAGCAUUUCCCAUGCAUUUGAUUCUAUUGGAUUCAAAGAGAAACCAAUAUAUGAAAUUAAAGCUAUUGAGGAGGAAGACUGGAUAAAGAGAUCUCAGGAAUCGUUUCAUCCAGUAGAAGUUACUAAAGGCUUGUGGGUGGUGCCCGAGUGGAGUACUCCUCCUGAUGUUCAAGCAACAAAUAUAAUUCUCAAUCCCAGACAUGCUUUUGGAACAGGAGAACAUGCCAGCACUAAACUUUGUCUAUUACACUUGCAUGGCUGUAUAACAGGAGGAGAAUACAUCCUAGACUAUGGCACAGGCUCUGGAAUUCUUGCAAUUGCAGCUGUUAAGUUCGGUGCUGCCUUUGCAGUUGGGAUUGAUGUAGAUGCACAAGCAAUUGCAUCAGCAUAUCAAAAUGCUGCCUUGAACAACAUUGGACCAGACAGAAUGCAACUGCAGCUAAUUGCUAGCGAAAAUACUUUAUCGUCUGAGGGUGACCAGACAUCUGGAGUUGUAGAGGGAGAAAACACUCUUGACAUACAAACUUUUACUGACAAGGAUAAGUAUGAUGUGGUCAUUGCAAAUCUACUCUUAAAUCCUUUGUUAGAUAAUGCUGAUCAAAUUAUCUCUUGUGCAAAGCCUGGAGCAGUUAUUGGUCUCUCUGGUAUAUUAUCUGAACAGGUUCAUUACAUCAUUGAAAGAUAUUCACCAUUCUUAGAAAGCAUAGAAGUAUCCAAAAUGGAUGACUGGGCCUGCGUUAGUGGUAGAAAAACUAGGAAUUUGGAUGCAGAUACCUGUAAUUGAGGGUUAUUUGGGUUGUGUUGCUAAACCUAUUGACGGUCGAGGAGAAAUUUCACGAUGCUGACUCAUAUGUAUAAGUGAUCAAUUUGGAUGGUUCUUGUUUGGUAGUUCCCAGGCAACCUCAAUCAUAUUUUGUAUGUUGGGAGAGCAGGAUGUAUAAAAGUUGCUUUAAAUUUAUGACAAGUACAUGUCUAAGAUUGGUUAAUAGGUAUUUUUUAAAGUAGACUUCAUA
This is a messenger RNA of Trifolium pratense (red clover), 1870 nucleotides long. RefSeq names its product ribosomal protein L11 methyltransferase. Gene Ontology annotation, biological process: peptidyl-lysine trimethylation. Bases 490 to 1641 code for a protein of 383 amino acids. Gene Ontology annotation, cellular component: mitochondrion. The transcript has 7 exons. The record is from RefSeq and is a predicted model, not a curated record. Lineage: Eukaryota; Viridiplantae; Streptophyta; Magnoliopsida; Fabales; Fabaceae. Gene Ontology annotation, molecular function: protein-lysine N-methyltransferase activity.